This is a messenger RNA of Vespula vulgaris, 1053 nucleotides long. Its product is annotated as integrator complex subunit 12-like. The coding region runs from base 5 to 730 and encodes 241 amino acids. The transcript has 2 exons. Lineage: Eukaryota; Metazoa; Arthropoda; Insecta; Hymenoptera; Vespidae. The record is from RefSeq and is a predicted model, not a curated record.
AAUUAUGUACGCGGAUAAUUCGGCCGAUAUCGAUGAAGAAUUUUUCGACGCGUUGGCCUUGUUACGUUCGAACGAGGACGACAGUGCCGAGAAGCUUAGGAAGAUGUUGGACGAACAAAUCGAGAAAAGAUAUGGUACGAGCAAAACAUUGGCUUUUAGAAUGCCUAAAGAGUUUUUACAAAAGGAAAGGACUUCCUGGAAAACGUAUUCGAAGAAUUCAAUUAAAUUGACAUACGAUAAAAAUCAAGUGACUAAUGAAUCUAGCGAUAAGGCUAACGACACAAACGACAAAUCUGUUGAAAUCGUUGAAGUUAAUUUUAAAAAGAUUUACGAAGAGGAAUAUGAAGAAUUUGAGAAGAUCGACGUACCGAGAAUCUCCAUUCCCGAUGAUAUCUCUAACGAUGGUGCACUUUGCAAGAUAUGCAACGGCACGAAGCUGGGUCCUCUGAUAUUGCUCGAGUGCCAAGAGUGCCAAGAGAUCUAUCAUCCCCUUUGCCAUAAUCCAGCGGUAGUCGAUAUCGACGUCUACGAUCCCAGACUCGUUUGGCGAUGUGGAAAAUGCGUCGAAGCUACGGCCUCUACCUACGAGAGUACUACUUUGGAGGAGGAGAGAAAGGGUGACGUUAAAAAAAUUACAAAUAAUAAAUUUGCGAAAUCGGUCAACGUCGACAAGAAAAAACGUUGCGUUAAAAUGUACGAACGUGAAAAAGUUUUCAAACGACGUCGCUGAGAGGAAAAAUUUUUCUUUCCUUUUUCUUCUUUUUUCAUGUUUUUUUUUAAGGUUUUUUUUUUCUUUUUUUUUUUUUUUUUAGGGUUAAAAUAUAAUAAUAAAAGCGCGUCCGAGAAAUUCGAGAUAGAUGUGUGGUAGAUCUUUUAUUCGAUAAUAAUCAUUCGUUUUACACAUACUUCGCUGCCUUGCAAAUCACAAAAACACGAUCUCUCAAUGCUCGUGGAACAUACUCUAAUCACAGCACAGGGCAUCUUACUCUUAUGAACUAGAACGAAUAUCAUACAGCUAUGAUACAACGACAACGACGACGACGACGACGACGA